This is a messenger RNA of Conger conger (European conger), 7881 nucleotides long. It is a transcript of the gene ahr2, whose product is annotated as aryl hydrocarbon receptor 2. The record is from RefSeq and is a predicted model, not a curated record. Lineage: Eukaryota; Metazoa; Chordata; Actinopteri; Anguilliformes; Congridae. Gene Ontology annotation, biological process: regulation of transcription by RNA polymerase II. The transcript is spliced from 11 exons. The coding region runs from base 310 to 3522 and encodes 1070 amino acids. Gene Ontology annotation, cellular component: aryl hydrocarbon receptor complex; nucleus. Gene Ontology annotation, molecular function: nuclear receptor activity; transcription cis-regulatory region binding; protein dimerization activity.
UUGAAAGGAAGAAGGAAAAUUUGCUCUGAUCACGCCAUUGCUAUCCGCUGAGGAGCAGAAAACUUUCCAAAACUUUUAACCUUCCAGCAGUCCUGGAUUUAUCCGUGUAUCGGACAGAGUCUAUCCUGAAACCUUGGAUAUGGCAGUUUCACGCUGACUGUGUCUGUCAACCAUCUCAAUCUCUUUGAGGAUUUUAUGAACUAACGUUAUAUCCCUGGACUUAUUUUAGCGUGCUUCUUUGCCAGCGCCAACAAGUAGACGAACUUUGGUAGAUACACAUUUGAAAACUUUUACAAGAGAACAGAAAUAAUGCUGGGCUCUGUGGGGGUGUAUGCUGCAAAGAAGCGGAAGAAGCCAGUCCAGAAAAUCCCAAAGCCCCCACCUCCCGAUGGAGCCAAGUCAAACCCCUCCAAGCGCCACCGGGAUCGGCUGAAUGGCGAACUGGACAAACUGACCAGCCUGCUACCCUUCUCGGAAGAUGUGCGGGCGCGGCUGGACAAGCUGUCGGUUCUCCGGCUCAGCGUCGGCUACCUGAAGGUCAAGAGUUUCUUCGGCGCCACCAUGCAGAAGGGCGGUACUGGCUGGCAGGGGGAGCGAGGCAUGGUCUUUGGAGUGAACGGGCACACUGUGACUUCAAUCGAUGGUGUCACUUUUACGGAAGGAGACCUCCUGCUUCAUGCGCUGAACGGCUUCGUCCUGGUGAUCACAGCAGAGGGAUACGUCUUCUACUCCUCUCCCACCAUCCAGGACUACCUGGGCUUCCACCAGUCUGAUGUUGUCCACCAGAGUGUAUUUGAGCUGAUCCACACUGAUGACCGUGCUACCUUCCGUCGCCAGCUCCACUUUGCCCUCAACCCCAACCAAUCCAACUCGGACCAAGGAGAGGACAAUUGCUUGACAAACAUCCAAAGCAGCAGUGACAUCACCACCAACACUGUGACUUAUGACCCCCAACACAUCCCCCCAGAGAACUCCUCCUUCCUGGAGAGGAGCUUUGUGUGUCGGUUCCGCUGUCUCCUUGACAACUCCUCUGGCUUCCUGGCCCUGAACUUCCAGGGGCGGUUGAAGUACCUCCACGGUCAGAAUAAGUUGUCCGAGGAUGGGACCAUGGGGCACCCCCAGCUGGCCCUAUUCGCCAUUGCCACACCUGUCCAGCCCCCCUCCAUUAUGGAGAUCAGGACCAAGACGCUCAUCUUCCAGACAAAACACAAGCUGGACUUCACACCUAUGGGCAUUGAUACCAGAGGGAUGGUGGUUUUGGGAUACACCGAAAUUGAGCUGUGCAUAAGAGGCUCUGGAUACCAGUUCAUUCACGCUGCAGAUAUGAUGUACUGUGCAGACAACCAUGUCAGAAUGAUAAAGACGGGCGAGAGUGGCUUCACGGUCUUCAGGCUGCUGACCAAGGGGGGGACGUGGGUCUGGGUCCAGGCCAAUGCCAGGCUGGUCUACAAAGGAGGAAGGCCCGAUUUCAUUAUCGCUCGCCAAAGACCUCUAACAAACGAGGAGGGUGAAGAACACCGGCGGCAAAGGAGGAUGCAUCUCCCAUUCAACCUUGCCACUGGAGAGGGGGUCCUGUAUGAAACCGGCCCCACCCUGGACCUUUCCGCAAUACCAGGGAACAGCAAAGCUGCUAAAAUCAGGAAGAUGCCGGACCAGGAACCCCUGGACCCCGAUUCGCUCCUAGGCUCCAUGCUGAAGCAGGACCAAUCAAUCUACAUCCAGCCCCCUGAUGCAGACCCUCAGUUCUCCCUGGAAAAAGCUUUCAUGGACAGUCAUCCCUUGUUCAACGUUCCCAGCGACAGCUGGAAGCAGGGGAUGGUGAAACCCAAUGGCACGGUUAAGGAGGAGUCCCCAAUGCAAUCGAUGAUGGACACGCUGGAGCAAAUCAUAGGCAAUCGUCAGUUCUGUGCUUCUCUGGAAGAGCUGGAACCAGCGGAGCUACAGGAGUGGGAGAACGCCCUGCUUAACAUGAACGUCACCACCAACGACAUGUCGGCGGGGUUCGACGACAUCCUCACUAAUGACAUCUUCUCCUACGUGGAGGAGGCCCUCUUCAAGGAGAACGGCGUGACUACAAGCGCAUGCAGGCCCGAGGACCUCGCCACCAUGGCAACUGCUCCUGCACGAGACUUCCCUGCCAAUCCGCUCGCCGAACCAGGCAAUCGAGUGGGAGUGCCAAACACCCUGUCAGAGGUGAAGUUACCGACAUCCACACUGCCUGGAAACCAAGGCUUUAACCAGCAACACUUGAUCCUUGGUGACCAGGUAGUGGGGGAUCCCCAGACCAAUUUCCUCGGAGUCGGGGGUCAGGGUCUGCUGGGCACAGGAAGUGAUGUCAGAGGCAUGCAGAAGCUCACACACAUAGGCCCUCCGAUUCAAGCGCCGAUGCAACCCAUUCUGCAGCAGACACAAACCAGUGAAAUGUUCCCACAGCCUCUGAUGCUCCCAGAGCUCUGCGCUCAAAAUGGCCUUCUGAACUUUGACCCUACCUCCACUGGGUCCUGUGCUCAGGCCUCCAGCCAGUCCGUACAAGGCCUUCCUGUCUCACAGACCACGCACAACCCCGGCAAAGUCAACGGUCUGGGACUGUGUCCCAAGAAAGUACUGUCUCCUCUUAACACCACUAGGCAGGUCCAUCCCAACCCAAUGACUGUUCCCCUCCAGAACCAAAUGCACUUGGGAAUGUCAGUCCAGCCUGUGGUGUGCCAACAGACAAAUUCCAUUGGCCAAUCAAACCAGGUGGCCACAAGCCAGGAGAGCCAAUGGGCCCCCUCCAUCCCCAGCGUUGACUUUGCCGACAACCUGCUGGAGGCCUGUGCCCCGAAUGUUGAGGCAGACCUCCUUAAUCCAUCGCUGUCCACCUGCCUUCAAGGACAGUUUUCCCUGCAGACCCAGAACAGUCAGAGGGUGCCAUUGUGGCAACAGCCGCAGCACCCACCUCUACCUUCAGAAACACCAAACGGACACCAGCACCUCCCCGACUGUUUGAGCCAGUCCCAGGGAUUUCAGGGGCCUACAAGCUUCCUGCAUCAGAACCCUCAGAACUACAGGGUGGGCUACACACCCCAAAAGAUGCCCAACAACGUGCUACACCCUGCCCCAGUUCCACCCCAGACAGCGAUCAGCAGCUGCAUGUUCGAGAGUGGCAACCCCCCUGCCAAUGGGAUGCGCUACGGGGACUUGGGGGCACUGGUGGGCUCCUCCUGCCCAUCCCAGAUCCAGCCCUACAACCAGAGCCCCCCACAGGCAUCCUGCUACUUCCAGAGGAACGCCAGCGAGCCCAUCGUUGGCACGUCGGUCAUCCCGCAGGGUGACACUAGCGUCAGUCCGCAGACCUGCCAGAUCCCACACAGCUUCGCUCCAGACAGCCUGCUGGCCCAGACAAAGUAUCUCAGCUGCAGCGAGCAGACGCAGAUCCCAGGCCAGCCGCCAGAGGAAAAUGGACAUUUCUCCUUCCCUCCUCUCAACAAUGGAACCAAAUAUUUUUCUGAGAACAAUCAGACCAACUGUUGUGACUUCUAGAGGGCUGGGAGGGGGGGGGCAAAAGGCAGAGACACUGACAAUCGGCACUCCUCCGCAAAUGUGGAAAAAACUUUCCACGUCCGUGUCUGUGUCCCUGGAAUUUCUCCCUUUCCAGAUUUUGGCCAUGAUCUCAGUGUCUUCUCAUCUGUAACCCCCAGAGAAGUGGACAUGGGUCAGCUCUGGCCCACCAGCCAGUGGUUUUAGCAAGAGUAACACUGCAAAAGACACUGGCUGGAGCUCAAACUAGUGUGACAUGCCUCAUGCGAUUUGCCUCCCCUUUUCAUUUUGUUUGGAGCAACACAGCAAGUCACAAUGGAAUAUAUUUAUUGUUUCUUUUUGUUGUUUUUUCUUCUUCUUUUUUUUUGCUGUUUUUGCUGUUCCAUGUUAUUUGUGUCAGUUUUUUCCACAGAAACAUUUGAACAGAGUUGCGUAAACCAAUCGCGGUCAAUGUGGUAGCAGUCGAAUUUAUCAGCUUAUGUGCAACACAAACAUUUCACAGAUUUCCUGAUAUCUGUGGUUUGUGAACUGGCUGGUUUUGUGAACACCCCGAUGUGUGAAGAUUAGGGAAUCUUUGCCGAACGGGUACAGCAUUACAUCCUCGGAAAUGAAUGACCAGGAUAAUGAAGUCAGGAAGAAGGGUCAGAGUGCGGGAUUCCUGGGAAUUCAAGAGGUGGAAACAGGUUUCCACUUGCACGUUAGAGUUCCCUCCAGACAGUAGACCUCCAGACAGUAAUGAUAUUAGCAAUUAGGAUGCGAUCAGGCCGCAUUAAUUCCCUGUAAAUAUAAUCUAUGUGCAUUUACGACUGGGAAAGUGAAAGACCACUCCUAGAAAGGCUGUUCUAGAACAUGCAGACAUGUUCUGGGACUUUGGGAAUCCACAUAUACAAAACUGAAUGUUGUUUGCGCACUUACAGUUUUGUGUACAUAUUGCACACACAAGCACAUAUACACAGAACCAAGGAGUUGAGGUAAUUCCCAGGAAUCCUGUAGGAUUUUUAAUGUUCACAUUGGUUCCACAGUGAUUAGAUGCAGUAACGCUAAGGGGGACGAUUUUUUGCGUGACCCUCAUAGGAGUGGGGUCUCUGCCACGUGCUUCUCGGGUGAUCCCGACUCAUGACCGCGUUCCUAUCCCAAAAUCCAUUUCUUUUUUACUUCUCAAAUACAAUAUUAUAACAGCCUAUAUUAAUCAAAUUAAUAUGAUAAAGGAUAUCAUGUAUUCAUCAAGCCUUGUCUUGUUUUUAAAAAACAUGUAUUUUAUAUUUUUAUAAGCAUUUAAUUGAAAUUAUUAACAUGUCGUUGAGCCAUUCUUUGUUUUUUGUCGUAUUUUCCUUCCUGCUUGUCAGUCUUAGAUGUUAUUGUCCUCUCGCCUUACUUUUUGCACCUUUAGAUAACUAACACCCUUUAAAGAAGUUUCUUCUUCCUUUUAAAAAUGCUGUCCCUCUUAUAUUCCGACUUGCACCCUGAGAAUCGUGUUGCAUUGUGGGACAUGCAAGUUAAGUGUACAGAUGCCUCAGUCUCUCUGUGAACUUAUUGGAGCUCAAUGCGUUGGGCUGCAUAGAAGCGGGCGGCCCUUCCACAGCAGACUGGAUUCUCGCCGAACCUUCAUUGCGGCAUUGUUCAAAAUGGCCGACAGAGGUUCUCUCAAAUGCUACAACGACAGAGGAGAUGCAGCAGCAAUCCCCUUCAGUUUUUUACGGUUUGUUUCGUAUUCUGUGUUAGAAAUAUACGUGUUUGUUUUUUUUGCCUCCCACCAGUUUUGCAUGACCAGUUGUGCCUCUCGUGUUACUGCUGUCGCACUCUCACUUGCACUGUCCACAAGAAGCACAAUCGCCUCCCCUCCGCACCCGCCCGUUACUCCCCGCGGGUCGGACGGUGUGACGUAGACUACACACGCACUCACGAAUACACACGCAUGCGUACGUCACACACGUACGCGCACGCACGCACAUACAUUUGAGUCCCACCUCAGCUGACUGUGGGAUAUAAUGGCGGGCCGUAAAUGGCGGGAAUGUAAUGGGCUUCAUGCAUGUGAAGUGCUGUAACCAGCUGUAGAAUAGGUACAGCACAUCUAUGUGACCGCGGGAUUUUCAUGGUUAUGUGUCCGGUUUCCAUAAAAGCUGGAUGGCAAUAUAUGGCAAAUAUUUAAAUAGGUGUUGUGCUAUCUGCUGGAUAGUGCAUCAGAAGAUAUUCCCCCGAUAUAUAGUAAAUGAACCUAAUUUUAAGAUAUAAUUUACUACAACAGUGACCUAUGACUGACUGCAUUCUAAUGGGAAAAUGAAUCCAAACAGACAUCACUACUGUCUUUAAUCAGUACAUAAAGCGGCCUUGCUCAAUGUGAGGCCCCAUGUUGCUUUCCUCUAAGGUAUGCACGCUGGAUUGGGGCGGGGGCUGUCUUUGCUCCCAGCAACCAAGACAGACUUAUUUGACUCUUUUUUUUUUCCUUUUACAUAUUCUUCGUAAUCAUUGAUAAUCAUUGUUUUUUUGGCUACUGCAAAGGGACAUCCAUUGUGCUCUACAAUGAAGAUUCAAUGACCGUAACAUGGCAGCUAUGCUUUAAGCCCUGCGUAAUGAAAGAGAAGAUUAUUGUGAUUAAUUAUUGUAUACACCCAGUGAGCAAUUUAUUAGGUUGAUACACCAACUUGUUAAUGCAAAUAUUUAAUCAGCCAAUCAUCUGGCAGCAACUAACUGGAUAAAAGCACGCCGACGUGGUCAAGAGGUUCAGAUGUUCAAAUUUCAGAAUGGGAAAGAAAUGUGAACUAUGUGACUUCAACUGUGGAAUGAUUGUUGGUGCCAGCAGGGUGGUUUGAGUAUCUCAGAAACUUCUGAUCUCCUGUGAUUUUCCUGCACAACAGCCCCUAUAGUUUGCAGAGAAUGGUGCGAAAAACAAAACACAUCCAUUGAGCAUCAGUGGGCAAAAACACGUUGUUUAUGAGAGAAAGAGGAGAAAGGCCAGACAGGUUGAAGGUGACAGUAACGCAAAUAGGCACGCAUUACAACAGUGGUAUGCAGAAGAGCAUCACUGAACACACAACAUGUCAAACCUCUUAAAUGGAUGGGCUACAGCAGCAGAAGACCAAUUAUUCAAAAUAUUAAGUUUCCUAAAUACUUAAUAAAGUGCUCACUGAGUGUAUAUAUAUAUAUAUAUAUAUAUAUAUAUAUAUAUAUAUUAAUACAUUACACGCACUACAUGCCUUAGUUUCCAACUGGCGAACGAUGAGAGAUGAGAAAUGGCUAUUUGCAUGUCCGAAAGUAUAAGUGAGAGUUUCAGAUUCAUGAGAUACAAAACCUCACUUUGUAGGUUUCACUGGAACUCUGUGGUAUGGUGUGAGUUUGUGUAAUAUGAUAAAAUAUAACCGUUUUACAAACAGUUAUCACUCUUAAGAUAAACAUCCUAGCAACCUACAUGUGGCCUUUUUUCAACUGUUACUUGCAUGCCAAGAGAUUUUUACAUUCUUUGGGGAUAUUUUCUGGAUCUUCUAAUAGUCUAACUAGUUUGUUCUAGUAGUCAAACUAGUGCGGAGUGUUGUUUUGGUUUAGAGUCUGGUAUAAAUGAUGGCAAAUGAUGGCAUGUGAAUAUUUUGAAAGUUGAAGGUCUUGUUUUUUGAUAAAACCUAACAAAUCGGUUUGCUGAAAUGAUGAUUGAAUGUGAAGAAAGGAGACAGAGGACACUUUAAGAAUUUGCACACCUUCCUUGAAAGUAUAAGUACUGUUAAGUACUGUUACUAUUCCCUGUACUGUUAGCUACUUCCUGUAUUGUUACUGCUUUCUACAUAGUUCUGUGCUACUUCCUUUACUGUUCAUUACUUCCUGUACUAUUACCUACUUCCUGUACUGUUACCCCUUCCUGCUUUUCUCCCAAGAACCCCCAAGCUGUCAAGGACUGACAAGUGACUUUUGAAACAAGUGCCCUUGUAUGAAUGUUGUGGCCUCAAACAACCCAAUAUAUUUAGUUUUUUGUUUUUUAUCUAUUGGGCAUGUAGAGAUCUAUUCUGCCAGCUCUCUAAUUGAGGGAAUUUUCAGCUCGCUUUUUUAUUAAUGGAAGCAGCAGCAGCGGCAACCAAUAUUAUUUCCUGUAUUUGUCAUGGUUUCAGUGUGAAGCCGAGUCUACUCUUCUGAAAAUGCAGUAUCCGUGUAUUAUGUACAGUUUUUGUAUUUUAUUGUUGUGUUUUAGUGCUUUUAAUGUAUCGCCUGGCCUUUAAAAGGCCCUCACAAACCGUAUACUAUUUCAUACAUUUUCAUCCAUCAUUCAUUUAUCUGCUUUUUAUUGCCAUGUUUUUUAAUACAGUAUAUAUCUUGUAGCUUUCAUGUUCUCCUACUUCUGCAUUGUUAUGUUUGCACCAUUAAAGAGGUUUUUAAUGA